Aspergillus steynii IBT 23096 is the source of this 2862-nucleotide messenger RNA. RefSeq names its product putative DUF221 domain protein. Lineage: Eukaryota; Fungi; Ascomycota; Eurotiomycetes; Eurotiales; Aspergillaceae. Bases 1 to 2862 code for a protein of 953 amino acids. The record is from RefSeq and is a predicted model, not a curated record. Gene Ontology annotation, cellular component: plasma membrane. Gene Ontology annotation, molecular function: calcium-activated cation channel activity. The transcript has 3 exons.
AUGGAUCCUAAUCCUCUUUGGCGCCGUGAUGACGGCGCAGACCAAUUUCUCGACCUCAUCCAGGACCCGUUCAAAUCCGCCUUCCAAGUGAAAGCUGUCUGGGCCUCUUUGGCUACCUCCGCUGGUCUCGCCAUCAUCCUCGCCUUGCUCUUCUCCCUGUUCCGUCCUCGACACUCGGUGGUCUAUGCCCCCAAAGUCAAGCAUGCCGACCGCAAACACACUCCGCCUCCCGUGGGGAAGGGUCUAUUUGCCUGGGUCAAACCGGUCUUGAGCACCAGAGAGCAGCAGCUGAUCGACUGCGUUGGCCUCGAUGCCGCCAUUUUCCUGCGUUUUACCAAGAUGUGCCGCAACAUCUUCAUUUUGCUCAGCAUCAUCGGCUGCGGGGUCAUGAUUCCCGUCAAUAUCACGCAGAGCGACAGCUCCUCAAAAGGCGACCUCUCGGUCUUUUCCACCAUGACUCCGUUGAAUGUCACCGCGAACGCGAUUUGGAGUCAGGUCAUUUGCGCCUGGGUGUUCGACAUUAUUAUCGCGUACUUUCUCUGGAGGAACUACAAAGCCGUGAAAGCACUCCGCCGAGCCUACUUUGAAAGCUCGGAAUACCAGCGUAGUCUGCACGCCCGAACCCUGAUGAUUACCGAUAUUCCCUCCGCGGCCCGAUCUGACGAGGGUGUGAUGCGCCUGGUCGAUGAAGUCAACCCUACCGCCGCCGUACCUCGAUCCUCCGUUGGCCGCAAUGUCAAAGGUCUUCCUGGGCUGAUCAAGGAGCACGAGGAAGCGGUGCGUGAGCUCGAGUCGGUGCUGGCCAAGUACCUCAAAAACCCGGAUAAAUUGCCCAUCAACCGGCCGACCAUGCGUCCACCGCGGAAACAAAGAGGCGACGGGGUCAAGGGCAAGGUCGAUGCCAUUGAUUUCUUGGCCGACCAAAUCCAGAGGCUGGAGGAAGAGAUUCGGCAUGUGCGCGGGUCGAUUGACAAGCGGAAUGCCCUCCCGUACGGUUUCGUCAGCUGGGAAAUGAUCGAGCACGCCCAUGCGGUGGCCUUCACUGCGCGCAACAAGCACCCUCAAGGGACGACGAUCCGUCUGGCUCCCCGGCCCAGUGACAUUAUCUGGGAAAACCUGCCGUUGUCGAAAUCCGCCCGCAAAUGGAAGCAGUUCAUGAACUUCAUCUAUUCAGCGGUCUUGACGGUGAUUUGGAUCGCUCCCAACGCCCUCAUCGCAGUCUUCUUGUCUAACCUGAAUAACUUGGGUCUCGUCUGGCCGGCUUUCCAGACCUCGCUGAACGCCCAUUCCGAGGUCUGGGCCGCCGUGCAGGGUAUUUUGUCGCCUGCGAUUACGUCUCUCGUUUAUGUGCUCCUGCCUAUCAUCUUCCGUCGGAUGGCUAUUCGAGCCGGUGACGUGACGAAAACUUCGAGAGAGCGACACGUGCUGCACAAUCUGUACGCCUUUUUUGUCUUCAACAACCUGAUUGUCUUCUCCCUCUUUUCCGCCGCAUGGACCUUCGUCGCGGCGGUCGUCGAUGCGAAGGAUGGCGAGGAUGCCUGGAACGCCAUCAAGGACGGAGCGCUCUACGCUAAGGUGAUGGGCGCUCUCUGUCAAGUCUCGCCGUUUUGGGUCACCUAUCUUCUGCAGAGAAACCUGGGAGCGGCCAUUGACCUGAUCCAGCUGGUGAACGUGUUCUGGGUCUGGUUCUCCAAGACCUUCCUGGCUCCCACCCCCCGGCAAGCCAUUGAGUGGACGGCGCCACCGCAGUUCCAAUUCGCCAGUUACUACAACUACUUCUUGUUCUACGCGACGGUCGCUCUCUGCUUCGCCACGUUGCAGCCGGUCGUUCUACCGGUCACCGCGCUGUACUUUGGGAUGGAUGCGAUGAUGAAGAAAUACAUGCUGCUCUACGUGUUCGUGACGAAGAACGAGUCUGGCGGACGCUUCUGGCGGGUGGUGUUCAACCGGCUGGUGUUUGCGACGAUCCUCGCCAACGUGGUGAUCGCCUUGGUGGCUAAGGUGCGAGGCACCUGGACGAUGGUCUUCUGCGUGAUCCCGCUUCCCUUCUUGAUGCUGGGCUUCAAGUGGUAUUGCAUGAAGGCGUUCGACGGCGACAUCAAGUAUUACAACCGGGCCAACCUCAGCGACGCCGAAGCCCUCGCCGUGGGCAAAUCCAGCAAGAAGGCCGCGGACCGACUCAACUCCCGGUUCGGUCAUCCGGCGCUCUACAAGCCUCUGAUCACUCCCAUGGUCCACGCGAAGGCGGCCGAAGCGCUGGGCCGCAUCUACCGGGGCCGCCUGGGCUCGGUGGAUGCGGAGGGCGAGUACUCGGACAUCGCCAUGAAUCCCAUGUCGACUUCGCAUCCGGGCAAGAAGAUGGACGCCCCGGCGGCCGCCCCCUUCGAGGUCGUUCCCGAAAACCACCUCGACUUCUCGUACUACAAGGACCGACCCGAUUUCCGCGACGAGUUUGGCGGUGGCAUCUACGGUCGUCCCGACGACCUCAUGACCGAGCGCUCGCAGACCCCGCGCAGCCAUCUGGGUGGCGAGUGGUCGCCCACUUCGUCGCGCGCGUCGUCUCCGACGCCAUCGCUCCCGUCCAUCCGACCGUACGAGCGCUACGACCUGAAUGCCGGCGAGCAGAUCCAUCCGGCGUUCCGCACCCCCUUGUCGCGCAUGGAUAGCGGUCCGGUGGGACAGGGACUCUACCAGCAUGACGACGAGAGUCAUGCCGGGCUCCUCAGCCAGGCACAAGGGCCGGCGAUCAACGAGACCGCGUCGGCGACGCCGUUGGAUCGAUGGCGAACCGGAGGGUAUGGGCCGGUGGACCAGGACGAGCCCAAUCCCACCUCAUACGAGCAUUAUCGUGUGUCACGAUAG